Messenger RNA from Paramecium pentaurelia, 438 nucleotides. NCBI's taxonomy places the organism in Eukaryota, Ciliophora, Oligohymenophorea, Peniculida, Parameciidae. The record is from the annotation of a GenBank genome assembly.
AUGAAAGAAAAGUAAAUAUUAUAAAUUUAGAAUUCAUAAGCAUCAUUUAUUGAAUGCAUUAAUUACAAUAAUUAAAACUACUUAUUUUUUUAUGAUUAAUAUUUGAAAAUCAAUAAAUAUCUUGUCUUAGAACAAUAAAAAUUUUGUGAUUGUUAAAUUUUCAAGAAUUUUUCUUAUUUAGAUAAUACUAUUUAAGUAAUCAAAUGUUAUAAUUAAAUUGAAAGGAAAUGGAAACACUCAAUUAAGCAUUUUUAAGGAUUUAUCAAUCAUAGAAAUAUUAAAAAUUUUCAUUUAAAAAAAAUUUAAACUUCAAUAAAUCAGAGCAUCAAGAAUGAACCGUUUAUAUUAUACAUUAAUAUCAAAUUCAAAUAAAUUGAUAAGAAGGAUCUCUUCUUAAGAUUAAUUUAUUAGGGAUAUUUAUUUUAAAUCUCUAGAUGA